Batrachochytrium dendrobatidis JAM81 is the source of this 3216-nucleotide messenger RNA. RefSeq lists its product as uncharacterized. The coding region runs from base 1 to 3216 and encodes 1071 amino acids. Gene Ontology annotation, biological process: interstrand cross-link repair. NCBI's taxonomy places the organism in Eukaryota, Fungi, Chytridiomycota, Chytridiomycetes, Rhizophydiales. The record is from RefSeq and is a predicted model, not a curated record. Gene Ontology annotation, cellular component: Fanconi anaemia nuclear complex. The transcript is spliced from 7 exons.
AUGCUGUCAGAUACAGAUUUUACUGGAUUGCUUGCACAACUGGCUCCUUUGGACGUAGAUUCAGUUUUGGCUGAAGGCUCAUAUGCUCAAACUCUAUUGACCUGCUUGAAUUCAGAACAUAGUUCAACAUCAGAUCAUUCGCAAUUUAGCAAGAAACGUGCUAGUGAUGGCAAUCUAUCUUCUACUAAGCGAUUGGAUUUAGGCAAUGGAUUCCAAACAGACGAUACUCAUCUGAUAGUUGCAUCGCUGUUUACUCUUACUCCUUUUACUUCAUUGGAAAUAUCAGCCCUGCAUAAAUCUGGCAGGAUUAUUCCUCAUAUAUGGAAAUCAUCUAUAGUCUGCCAUGUUCAACAGCUUAUUGACAAUCAAAAACAGCAUGCUAUUCAUAAAAACAGCCUGCAGUUUCAUUCUUUUUUGUCAGCAUAUGCUCUCCUGCCCAGAUCAAUUGCCACUUUUGAUUGGUUGGAUGCAUUCAUCACUUUGGAUCUGAAUAAAACUGGAGCAGCCAUAUACAGUGAUUAUUUGCAAAAGGAACUGAUUUAUUUUCUCACUGAAUGCAUUGAUAAAAAAUCACAACAGUCUAUUGGUCAAAUGACAGUGCAUGGCAUGAUGUCGUGUUAUGCAAACCAAGCAAAUCCUAUAUGCUUGAAUCCUAUAUCGCAUGUUAUUCAAUUGGGCUGUCGGGUUUUUUCCAAACCACUACAUUUUCAAUCCAAUAGCAAGACUAAUCCAACAGUAACAGAUAAUACUCUGCGACACUCUCGAACUGUUCUUGAAUGGAUUUUACAAUGCCAAAAGGCUCCUUGCUUUGAUAUGGUGAUCGAUACACUCUGCAGACUUGUAUAUAUCACUAAACUCAAAGCUUUCAAUGAUCAACUCAUUCAAAUAUGCUGCGAUGCAAUUCAUUUGAUAUUUUCUGAUGAUUCGAUCUCGGAUAGCGUGUCUGUUCAGCAGCAAUCUUUUUUUAAAACGUUGUGUCUAUUGAUAACCAGUAAUUCCACAUGGGAAAUUGUAAUGGAUGCAGCUGUCAAGGGUGUUGUAGAUAUACCUAUUUUCUUUGGAUCUCUACGGGAGCUUGCAUAUCUCGAUACACAUAGUAAUUUGUAUGAUAGUAUACUCAAGAACAUUGAGCUGGCAAUUCAAAAACGCGAUGUGUCGGCGAUGUGUUUAUUCUUGUGUUCUACAGUAUUAGUCUACCAAUCUGACACGAAAGGCUUGAUAAGCAGUUUGCGCAAAGUAUUUUUUUUCAAAAGCAACCUUCCUUUGAAAUCUGUAAAGGAAUGGGUGUUGCAGUCUUUGACAUCUCUAGUAGAAGUCUUGCCAGUAGUUAUUGUCAAGUCUUUGGUGAAUGCACUACGUCCAGAUCCAUUUUGGACUAUUUUUGUAAAGCAAGCCAAAGUGAAGUUGGACAUUCUUGGCGAAACUCUUGGCACCGGUAUGAGUAUAUCCAAGGUAUUGAGCGUCGACAAAGUUCUUGAUUAUUUUAAUCAGCACGGGGUUGUUCCUGCCUCACUCAUAGAUGCAUCCAUAUUUCAUGCCGAAUGGUACAACAAGACGUUUUUGCCACAGCUUUUACGCAAAGGAAAUAUAAUGGGCAACUUGACACAUAUUCGACUGAUUCAAUUGCUUCGUAAUGCUGAUCGAAUCCCACAACAUGUUUUUGCUAAAAUCGAAGCAGAAAAAUCUCAAAUAGAUACUAAUACUACUAGAUGCAAUGAUAGUGCAGUAGAUACUAUUGCAUCGGAAGCAAAAAAUACGCUUAAAACACUGGACUCGGUAUCAUAUGAGAAAAUCAGGCAAGAGCUGCAGACCUUGUUGGAAAAGAUCAGCAACAUUCAACAUGAUAUUUCUUUUGCAGAUGCUAGUCAGAUUAGCUCGCCGAGUUUAUCAUCAGAUUUGAUUGCACAUGCCAAGUCAUUGUGUUUACUUGUAGAUCUACUAUGCAGUAGUAUUGCAUUGUUGUAUCCAAUCGUUGCAUUUGAUCGUUGCGUAGGGUUCAAUACUACAACUGGGCUAGUAACUCUAUCGCGUGGAUCAAUUGUAUAUCCAGAGGAGCAGCAGCUUAUCACUGUAGUAUUUUUGCUGCUGAAUCGCUUUUUUCAGAUACAAAAUUUGGAAAAACAGUCAAGCAAAGAACUUGCAUUAGAUCCUGCAGCAGAGUCGCUUUUAGAUGCAGCAUGUUCUCAGUCCAUACUGUUUCCUGCAAUUGUCACUCAUCUUCAAUUUCAUCUACAGUAUAAACAAACAAGUCAUGCCAGCUCUAAAAAUGGGCUGCCAAUUAUAAGUGGAGAACUGCUGGGAUAUCUCUUUGAUCGUAUUCAAAGGAUAACUUCACGGCAUAUAGAACUUGAUGGAAUUAAAGGCGAUUGGAACCAAAUAUGGAUAGUGCAAGGAAGCAUGAAGCCAGGGGAUGAUUCCAAUGCAGAUCGUCGUGGAUUAUUUCAAGCCUUGUUUUCAAGAUUUGUGGAAAGUGGUCAUGACUUGACUGUUCAGCACAUCUAUACCGCAUGUGAAUGGUUGUAUUCACGGAGAUUUGCCAUUGCAUCUGAACAAACGCACGAGCCAAUUAGAAAAAUGAAUCUUCGAUUUGGCGGGUUUGCAAAGCAAAUAGCAAGGCAGCUAUGGCAUUGUAAACAACGAUUUUCAGCUGCCCCAUCGGAUUCAUUAGCUGUAAAUAUAUGUUCAAGAAUUGAUCAGAUACUUGAGACUAUGCAGUUUAAUCAAGACAUGUUUAGUUCAACAAUGAAGGGGUAUAGCGCGUGGGUGCGUUUUGAGGCUACCUUUCCUCGAGAGCUAGAUUGGAUGGAUGAUCUUACAAGGAUAGACUAUAUUCGUGUACACACAGCUCGUCAUCUAAACACCUUGUACGAAAUGCAAUGUAUUUUAUCUGGGGAUUCCAAUGAUAACGCAAAUGACCAACCCAAAAACUUGAAUAUAGAGUAUGCAUCCAUUUUUGAUCGCAUGCUCACCGCUUGUCGAAACGAACUUUAUCUUCUUACACAAGAAAUGGCAAAAUCUAAAAUGGCAGAUCCUAAUCAAGAUGACAAGCUUGUGUCUACACAAUAUGAUGCUGCCAAGAUGGAUCUAUAUAUUUCUGGGUUUAUGACUGUACUUGAUGUUUUUAAACAGUAUUAUCACUCUGAAAAGCAGCAAGAUCAUGUCCUGUUGGAUUCAAACGUAGACAACUAUGUUACUUGGUUAUGGACCAUCAAAUAA